AGGCUUCCAAGACCUCCAUCUCUCCACCGUUCCACUGUUCCUGAAUUCUUGGUCCACCCCUCCCGAGCUGUAUUGCUUGUCUGCAGUCCAUCCUCCACCAUGUCCGACGAGAAGACAGACCCCACGGUCGAGGGCCACGCCGAAGAGCGCCGUGACGAUGCUGCUGCCGAGAUCGACACUGCCGUCCACAUUGCCCAUCAGACGCAAUCUGGCGCCUAUUCGCCCUGGACGCCGCACAUGUUCCGACUCUACGCCGUCCUCUUUAUUGCUUACCUCAAUGGAGCUCUCAACGGUUACGAUGGUUCCUUGAUGGGAGGUUUGAAUGGAUUGAAGUCCUACUUGAACUACUUCCACAAGGAAACUGUUGACGAGAGCACCGGAAUCAUCUUCGCCAUGUACAACAUCGGAAGUGUCGCCGCCGUCUUCUUCACCGGACCUGCAAACGACUUCCUCGGUCGCCGAUGGGGCAUGUUUAUCGGGGCUGCCAUUGUCAUUAUCGGCACUUGUGUUCAGGCCACAACCAAAACGUACGAAGACCUUUACUUCUAUGGUCGCAUACCGGUUGCUAAUGGUUCUCAGCUCUGGCCAAUUCCUUGCUGGACGAUUCGUUCUCGGAUUUGGUGUCAGUUUCUGCUGCGUUUCUGCUCCGACCUAUGCUCAAUCAUAGCUUCCUGGGUUAUCUAUGGGUGCGCCUACAUCGAUGGCGGUGAGGGCACCAGUGCUUGGCGCCUGCCCAUUUGGCUUCAGAUGGUUACCUCUGGUAUCGUUUGCGUUGGCGUCUUCUUCAUCCCCGAAUCUCCGCGAUGGCUCAUGGCGAACGACAAACACGAAGAAGCCGCGAAAGUCCUUGCCAAGUACCAUGGCGAGGGCUCUAUCGACCACCCUAUUGUCCAGCUUCAGCUGAAGGAGAUGGUAUCUCAAAUCAGCACAGACGCAUCGGAUAAGUCUUGGUAUGAUUACAGUGAGCUCUGGAGCACCCACUCCGCCCGUCGCCGCCUCAUCUGCGUGUUGGGCAUGGCCUUCUUCGGCCAGAUCAGUGGUAACAGCUUGAGUUCUUACUACUUGACCGUUGUACUGAAGAACGCCGGCAUUACAGACGAGAAGCGUGUCUUGGCAUUGAAUGCGAUCAACCCGAUUCUGUGCUUCUUCGCAUCUCUCGUCGGAGCUCGUAUGACGGAUGUUGUCGGUCGCCGACCCCUCCUGAUUUACUCCAUCAUCUUCUGCUCGUUCUGCUUCGCAAUCAUCACGGGAACUUCCAAAUUGGCAACAGACGAUGCUAACAACGUUGCUGCUGCCAACACAACCAUCGCCUUCAUCUACAUCUUCGGCAUCGUCUUCAGCUUCGGCUGGACUCCUCUUCAGAGCAUGUACAUUGCCGAGACCCUCAGCACCUCCACUCGCGCCAAGGGUACUGCAGUCGGUAACUUUGCCAGUGCUGUCGGAAGCACCGUUAUCCAGUACGCCAGUGGACCGGCUUUCCUCAACAUCAAGUACUACUUCUACAUUGUCUUCAUCUUCUGGGACCUCUUUGAAGCAGUCAUCAUUUACUUCUUUUGGCCCGAGACCAAGGAUCGCACGCUUGAGGAGUUGGAGGAGGUCUUCAGUGCCCCGAACCCUGUCAAGAAGAGCUUGGAGCCUCGUUCGGCCGAGACUGUCCUGAAGACUAUGCAGGUCGGCCAGGACGAAAAGGUGGCGUAUGUCUAG
Colletotrichum tamarilloi is the source of this 1704-nucleotide messenger RNA. Its product is annotated as MFS monosaccharide transporter. Lineage: Eukaryota; Fungi; Ascomycota; Sordariomycetes; Glomerellales; Glomerellaceae. The annotation marks the transcript as partial. Gene Ontology annotation, molecular function: carbohydrate:proton symporter activity. Gene Ontology annotation, cellular component: membrane. The record is from RefSeq and is a predicted model, not a curated record. Gene Ontology annotation, biological process: carbohydrate transport; transmembrane transport. The transcript has 8 exons.